UUAAAUCCUUACGUGGCAAUCUCGCCGACGCUAGCUAGGAAGUUUACAAAAUACCCUCAAUAAUUUGUGCUUGUUCUGAGCCUCCUGCUGCGAUACAUGUGCAAUUUUAGGGGAUAUUUGAAAUCGCUGGUACACAGAGAAUCUACAAUUGUCACGUAACGCUAGCUAAAAUCUAAGCAUGUUCACUGCUUCAGAGAUCGUUGUUCUUCUUGUGUUCAUGUCUGCCACAGCGUCUGGCUACUUCGUUAGUAUAGACGCUCAUGCAGAUGAGUGCUUCCAUGAGCGGGUUAACUCGGGAACCAAGAUGGGCCUAAUGUUUGAAGUUGCCGAGGGGGGCUUUUUGGACAUUGACGUUGAGAUAACAGGACCUGAUGGCAAGCAGAUCUACAAAGGCGAUCGAGAGUCCAGUGGAAAGUACUCCGUGGCAGCUCACAUGGACGGGACCUACAAGUUCUGCUUCAGCAACAAGAUGUCCACCAUGACACCCAAGAUCGUCAUGUUCACCAUCGACAUCGGGGAGGCACCAAAGGGACAGGACAUGGAGACGGAAGCUCACCAGAACAAGCUGGAGGAGAUGAUCAACGAGCUGGCGGUUGCCAUGACGGCUGUCAAGCAUGAACAGGAGUACAUGGAGGUCCGGGAAAGGAUACACAGAGCCAUCAAUGACAACACAAACAGCAGGGUGGUUCUCUGGUCGUUCUUCGAAGCCCUGGUUCUGGUGGCCAUGACUCUGGGACAGAUCUACUACCUGAAGAGGUUUUUCGAAGUGCGCCGAGUUGUGUAACACCUCAAACCUUCCCCCUGUGACUUCCUGUUGCACUGUUAUUUCAGCACAGAGACAGCGAAACAGUCACUCCUUGGAAAUGACUCUUGGUAGAUUUCAUUAAAAGUCUGAGUACAAAUUGGAUCCCUUUUAUUUAAAAAUAAUAAUGUUUUACCCUGUUACCCCAUCUGUUAUUUCCAUCUUUAUGUGCUUGUUACUGUUGUAUCUGUUUUGGACUCUAGACCUUUCAAAGAUCAUAGGGUUGAUGAUGUCAAGUUUGAUUUAUUUUCUCAUCACUGCGUAAGCAAAUGAUUUGUUAUGGAUUACUCCACCCAGCUUGGUCAACAGCAACUACUAGCCAUGCACUAGCCAGAGAGGUUGUCGGUCUCUAGUCAGUGGAUGGGAUGUAUAAAGUAACACUGGGACCAGGCAUUUGAGAGAUGCAGACUGAUGUUUAUGCAACAGUGUGUCCCUUAUUUGACCAUUUUUUUUUUUUGCCACCUUUGCAAUUGAUAUGACCAACUAGUUAAUAUACAGUAUGCAUAAGCUCAAGGUGAGACACUUGGUGCUUGUUCAGGAGAGUGAAAUAUCCCAGAACGUUCAUGUAGAAAUGUAUUGUGCAGAAGCGACAUGCUUUUCUGUUAUGUAGAAUAAAGAGUUGUGUUGACUCUA
Messenger RNA from Oncorhynchus keta (chum salmon), 1435 nucleotides. RefSeq names its product transmembrane emp24 domain-containing protein 2-like. Gene Ontology annotation, cellular component: Golgi apparatus; COPII-coated ER to Golgi transport vesicle; endoplasmic reticulum-Golgi intermediate compartment. The transcript is spliced from 4 exons. Gene Ontology annotation, biological process: intracellular protein transport; Golgi organization; endoplasmic reticulum to Golgi vesicle-mediated transport. Bases 179 to 784 code for a protein of 201 amino acids. The record is from RefSeq and is a predicted model, not a curated record. NCBI's taxonomy places the organism in Eukaryota, Metazoa, Chordata, Actinopteri, Salmoniformes, Salmonidae.